GCUUCAGAGUCGAAUGUGAAUCACUGCACGUGUCACGUCUGCCGUUUUCAGACAGGGCGAUCAAUUCCCUGGGUUUCUCCCUCGCUUCUUCCUUUUGUCUUUCCAACUAUUACGUCGAAGUAUUGCAUAGAUCAACCUAAUCAACCUUCGGACAAGAUUCCUAUAAGAAGCCUUCUGCAUCUCCUCUUUUCACCGCCCCUCGGGUAUCUCGUAUUCCUCUCAUCUUUCAAUCUUUUCCUUCCGUCUUUCUUGCUUCUUGUGCAUCAUUUGUCGCUGUAGAUAUGGCCACUGCUUGUCAACCUUCCCAAGUCCUCUCCUUAGUGGAGGACAUCAAGCUGCUUGCUUCGUCGCCAGAUGCAAGUUCGGCACAGCCACAUUUCCGCCUGCUUGGGCUUGUGGAUCAAUUGAAACUGGCCGUCGAGACUCCCACCGAGACCGCAUUGCGGUUGAUCUACCAGGUGAGUUGCGAUGUCCGGCAUGCACUGCUCCUGUUCUUCGCUGAUGCAGUCGCAGCCUCCUCAAAACGCAGCUCUUCGCACCGUCAUCGACUUGGGCCUCUUCCAGCUGCUUGUUAAACAUCCCGACGGGCGGUCGGCGAAGGACUUGGCGGUUCACUCGGGCGCUGAAAAAGCUCUCAUCGGUAGAGUUCCAGAUGCUACUCCAUCUGCAAGAGGUCUAACGGUAAUCCAGUGCGCUUGAUGCGCGUCAUGACGGCGCUGGGUCUGUGUGCCAGCUACGAGCCCGAAGUGUAUUCUCCCACCGACAAGACGAGGGCCAUGACCGAACCUAUUGGGCGCGACGGCGUACCCUGCAUAUACGACUUGACCAUGCCGACGCUGAGCAAGCUCCCCGAGUAUUUCCGUGAGCACAACUACACGACCCCGAAGGAGUACUCGCGCUCCCCCAUGCGGUGGGCUGUCGGACAAAGCCAAUUCGAAUGGCUGGCGCAACGGAAGGAGCACCAAGCCCUCUUCAACUCGUACAUGGCCAGCCGGCGCCACGGGAGGCCGUCCUGGUUCGACGUUUACCCCAUCGAGCGUCUUGCGGAGCAGGCGAUCGACCAUGAUGACGCGGUCUUCGUCGUCGAUGUCGGUGGGAACCAAGGCCACGAUCUUAUGAGAUUCCGCGAGAAACAUCCCGAAGUCCCGGGCCGCCUGGUUGUUCAGGAUCUCCCCAAGGUGGUUUCCGCGCCCCCGGGGAAGGGCAUUGAGCCGAUGGCCUACAGUUUCUUAGAUCCUCAGCCCGUUAAGGGAGCUCGAGCAUACUACUUCCGUGCUAUUUUCCACGACUGGCCUGACUACAUCUGCCAGAAAAUUCUGCUCAACACCGUCUCUGCCAUGGACGAGGAGCACUCGCGCAUCAUCAUUGUAGACUUUGUGCUCCCGGACACCGACACACCGCUCAUGCAGGCGUCGCUGGACAUCCAGAUGAUGAGCAUCGGGUCGGGUAUUGAGCGGUCCGAGCAACAGUGGAGGGAGUUGUUGAAUGAGGCGGGAUUGGAAAUUACGGGGAUUUGGAGUAAGAGCCCGGGCAUGGAGUCGGUGAUUGAGGCGGUGCCACGGCGUUCGAUAACGGAGUAGUCGCCCUUGUGGGGAUCUUUCUUUCUUCUUUGUCUUGAUGUACUUUGUAUUUUAAUUAUUUUUUCUGGGUACUUGAUAUGUAGACGGACGGGAUGGGAGGUCGGCUAUGUGUUACUAGCAAUGAACUAGGAUUCUUUUGCAGUCA
Aspergillus melleus is the source of this 1725-nucleotide messenger RNA. RefSeq lists its product as uncharacterized. Gene Ontology annotation, molecular function: O-methyltransferase activity. The record is from RefSeq and is a predicted model, not a curated record. Bases 699 to 1580 code for a protein of 293 amino acids. The transcript has 3 exons. NCBI's taxonomy places the organism in Eukaryota, Fungi, Ascomycota, Eurotiomycetes, Eurotiales, Aspergillaceae.